AUGCCAAUUGGCCUGAGCCCCUUUCGGUUGGUCUAUGGAAAAGCUUGUCAUCUAUCGGUGGAGAUAGAGCAUAAGGCAUAUUGGGUCGUCAAAGAGUGCAAUUCAAGUUUGGGGGGAAGAAUUGAAAGAAAGCUACAGUUAGUGGAAUUGGAGUGUUUGAGAUUGGAAGCCUAUGAGAAUUCUAGACUCUACAAGGAAAGGAUCAAACCCGUGCAUGAUAAGAAUAUAAGAAGAAGAGAAUUUAGAGCCGGUGAACUCGUCCUUCUCUACAAUUCAAGAUUGAGGUUGAUACCUGAGAAAUUGAGAUUAAGAUGGGAAGGACCCUAUAGAAUGGAGAAAGCGGAGCCAUAUGGGGUCUAUCACUUGCGUCAUCCAUCAAGCCCCGACAUCUUCAAGGUUAAUGGGCAUUGUCUGAAGCUAUACCAUAGAGAAAAGAUGAAAAGAAACAAGGAGGUUGAGGUGUUCCUUUUGGAGGAUGCACCUAAUGGCAAAAAAAAUUGA
Molecule: messenger RNA, 501 nt
Organism: Arachis stenosperma
Lineage: Eukaryota; Viridiplantae; Streptophyta; Magnoliopsida; Fabales; Fabaceae
Exons: 1
Coding region: 1-501 (166 amino acids)
Source: RefSeq, a predicted model, not a curated record